AUGCCGGCACGCGACGACCGGUCCGCAGAGCGCGUGCGCUCACACGCUGCGGACGGCGUCGACCACGGCCUCGCGCUCGCGUCUGGCUUCGCUCCCAGCGCUGUCCGCCGGCUCCUGCGCCAGCUCGACGUGCACGGCCGGCGGGCGGUCAACGCGGCCGAGUUCCGACGGCUCGGCUGCCUGCUGGGCGAGGAAUGGGACGACGAAGACGCGGCCGCCAACUUCGCCGCCGCGCCACCGUCGCGUCCGGGUCUGGUCGACUACGGCGGGCUCUAUCGCUGGCUGGCGAGGCACUCGCGCUGCGACCUGGCCGGCGACCCUGCGGCGCUGCGGCGGCGGGCGGGCCCGCGGGAGGACGUGGUCGGCAGGCACCUCGCCGCCAUCUCGGACACUCAGUGGGCCCUGCUCGAGCGCCUCGACCUCGACUGCCGCCACCGCAGCGACGUGAUCGCCCCGGAGCGACCCGCGUCGCUCGCGUCGCACCUCGUCUCUGUGCGCACGAUUCUGAGCGAGUGGGGCGCCGGCGAGGCCGUCUGCGCCGCCGGGCUCUUUCACUCCGUCUACGAGACCGUCGAGCGGCUGGUCUAUCUCUUCCAGCCGGCCAACGCGUGCCGCGUCGAGACGGCGCGGGGGGACGGGCUGUGGGAUGCGCCCGCAGACGCGGGUUCUUUUUUUCUGCCCGGGGUGCUGCAGGGCCAGCCGGCGCGCGUGGAGGUGCCCGCCGAGCUGCGGCUGCCGCUGCUGCUCCUCUACUGGGCGAACGACCUCGACCAGGCCACGCCGCGCGAGCUCGAGUGCGGCGCCGAGUACGCGGCCGGCGUGCUGCGGCAGAGCCGGACGGUGCUGCCGCUGCUGGCCGCGUCGGGGGCGGGAGAGUGGGUGGCCUCGCUCUCGCAGGUGGUGGAGCGGGCGGACGCGGGGCACUGGGAGAAAUACGUGAAACUCGCGCGGGGGGGGACGAGGGUGUAA
This is a messenger RNA of Emiliania huxleyi CCMP1516, 969 nucleotides long. RefSeq lists its product as hypothetical. The coding region runs from base 1 to 969 and encodes 322 amino acids. NCBI's taxonomy places the organism in Eukaryota, Haptophyta, Isochrysidales, Noelaerhabdaceae. The transcript has 2 exons. The record is from RefSeq and is a predicted model, not a curated record.